AACAACCGUCGAAGAAGAAAAUACCGGAAGCGGUUUGUAGCAGCGCUUAAACGCAGAUCAGGGUUUCUUUUUAGUCUGAAAACGUUUAAAACAGGCGUUUGAAAGUAAAGAAAACAAAGACGGGUGCUUGUUAAAGGACAUGCCAAAAUGAGGUUGAACAUCGAUGGUUUGUUGGUGUAUUUUCCCUAUGAUUACAUCUAUCCUGAGCAGUACUCCUACAUGCUGGAGCUGAAGAGGACUUUAGAUGCAAAGGGUCAUGGAGUUCUGGAGAUGCCAUCAGGAACCGGGAAGACCAUUUCCCUCCUGUCCCUCAUCGUGGCCUAUCAGAGGGCCUUUCCACUGGACGUGACCAAGUUGAUUUACUGCUCCAGAACAGUUCCUGAGAUCGAGAAGGUUGUGGAGGAGCUGAAGAAGCUGAUGGAGUUUUACGCCAAAGAAACCGGAGAGGUGAACAACUUCCUGGCUCUGGCUCUGUCCUCCAGGAAGAACCUCUGCAUCCACCCUGAGGUCAGCUCCCUGCGCUUCGGGAAGGAGGUGGACGGCAAGUGCCACAGUCUGACCGCAUCCUACAUCCGUGCACAGCGCCAUGCUAACCCCAACGUACCGGCCUGUCGCUUCUACGAGGAGUUUGAUUCAGUCGGGCGUCAGGUCCCUCUUCCUGCCGGCAUCUACAACCUGGACGACCUGAAGGACUUCGGCAGGAGGAAAGGCUGGUGUCCGUAUUAUCUGGCUCGUUACUCUAUUCUGCACGCCAACAUCGUGGUUUACAGCUACCACUACCUGCUGGACCCCAAGAUCGCUGACCUGGUGUCCAAAGAACUCGCCAAGAAGUCUGUGGUGGUGUUUGACGAGGCCCACAACAUCGAUAACGUCUGCAUCGACUCCAUGAGCGUGAACAUAACGAGGCGAACGCUGGACCGCUGCCAGAACAACGUGGAGACGCUGCAGAGCACCAUCCACACGAUAAAGGAGACGGACGCUGCCAAGCUGAGGCUGGAGUACCGCCGGCUGGUGGAGGGGCUGAAGGAGGCCAACGUUGCCAGAGAAACAGACGUCUACCUGUCCAACCCGGUCUUACCUGAUGAGAUUCUGCAAGAGGCGGUCCCCGGAUCCAUCCGAACAGCCGAACACUUCGUGGGUUUCCUGAGGCGGUUCCUGGAGUACCUCAAGUCCCGCCUGCGGGUCCAGCACGUGGUGCAGGAGAGCGCCCCGCAGUUCCUCAAAGACAUCUUUGACAAAGUCUGCAUUGACCGCAAACCCCUCAGGUUCUGCGCGGAGCGGCUGCACUCUCUGCUGAGGACUCUGGAGAUCGCAGACGUUGCUGACUUCUCGGCCGUCACGCUCAUCUCCAACUUCGCCACUCUGGUCAGCACCUACAGCCAAGGUUUCACCAUCAUCAUCGAGCCGUUUGAGGACAGGACUCCGACCAUCGCCAACCCCGUGUUGCACUUCAGCUGCAUGGACCCGUCCAUCGCCAUCAAACCCGUCUUCCAGAGGUUCCAGUCCGUCAUCAUCACCUCAGGGACCUUGUCCCCGCUGGACAUCUAUCCCCGAAUCCUGGACUUCCGUCCCGUUACCAUGGCGUCCUUCACCAUGACGCUGGCUCGGACCUGCCUCUGUCCUCUGAUCGUUGGGCGGGGCAACGAUCAGGUCGCUCUGAGCUCCAAGUUUGAAACCAGAGAGGACUUCGCUGUGAUCCGUAACUACGGCAACCUCCUGCUGGAGAUGUCAGCCAUCGUUCCCGACGGGAUCGUUGCUUUUUUCACCAGCUACGUCUACAUGGAGAACAUUGUGGCGUCCUGGUAUGAGCAGGGAAUCCUGGAGAACAUCCAGAGAAACAAACUGAUCUUCAUCGAGACUCAGGACGCUGCUGAGACGAGCAUGGCUCUGGAAAAGUACCAGGAGGCCUGUGAGAACGGCAGAGGAGCCAUCCUCCUCUCUGUGGCUCGAGGGAAAGUUUCUGAAGGGAUCGAUUUCGUGCAUCAUUUUGGCCGAGCGGUCAUCAUGUUUGGAGUCCCGUACGUUUACACCCAGAGCCGCAUCCUGAAGGCCCGUCUGGAGUAUCUGCGGGAUCAGUUUCAGAUCAGAGAGAACGACUUCCUGACGUUUGACGCCAUGCGUCACGCCGCUCAGUGCGUGGGCCGAGUCAUCAGAGGGAAGACCGACUACGGCCUGAUGAUUUUUGCAGACAAGGUGAGGACUCGAUUUAUUUUGAUUUCCCCGCUCGACGCAGAAUCCUCGUUCCAUGUGUGUUUCCAGCGCUACGCCCGAGCCGACAAACGGGGGAAACUUCCUCGCUGGAUCCAGGAGCACAUCAGCGACGGCAGCCUGAACCUCACCGUGGACGAGACGGUCCAGCUGUCCAAGCACUUCCUGCGACAGAUGGCUCAGCCCUUCAGACAGGAGGACCAGCUGGGCUUGUCUCUGCUCACCCUGCAGCAGCUGGAGUCGGAGGAAAUGCUGAAGAAAAUCUCUCAGAUCGCUCAUCAGACUUAAAGCGGUUUGUUUUCCUGCAGACUUUAAAUCACAUGUUUGACUCUGAAGGAGUCAGAACCAAGAAAAAACAGAAGAAAAGCUGCAUUUUAAACCAAGUUUCCUAUGUGAACGUUUAAAAACCUGCAGUUUAUUGUCUGUCAUACAGACCGGACUGUUUUCUUCUCUACUCCAGCUGUCUUUACUGUUAAAAUUUAAAACCUCUUUUUGAAAUAAAACCUCUUUUUGAAAUAAAAA
Messenger RNA from Austrofundulus limnaeus, 2730 nucleotides. It is a transcript of the gene ercc2, whose product is annotated as excision repair cross-complementation group 2. Gene Ontology annotation, cellular component: nucleus. The transcript has 22 exons. Gene Ontology annotation, biological process: nucleotide-excision repair; transcription by RNA polymerase II; positive regulation of mitotic recombination. The record is from RefSeq and is a predicted model, not a curated record. The coding region runs from base 148 to 2496 and encodes 782 amino acids. Gene Ontology annotation, molecular function: hydrolase activity, acting on acid anhydrides, in phosphorus-containing anhydrides; damaged DNA binding; ATP binding. Lineage: Eukaryota; Metazoa; Chordata; Actinopteri; Cyprinodontiformes; Rivulidae.